UAUCAAGACAGGUUCAAAGUUCAAUAUUAGCCAUUGUAAACCAGUCACGGACUCAUAGUACGCUGGGUAAGGUAUCUGUAUAUAUCAGAACUAAUUGUUUCACUAAUCAUGAAAUUGUUGAUCAUCUUGGUACAUUGCAGCUCAGUUGAGGUUCUUACUUCUUAAGAGACAGCUAUGACUAUAUUACCAAAUAAGAAGUCCCAGGCAUCUGGUGGCAAUGAUAAUAAUGGUGCUGAAACUGCUAAUUCUGUUCGUUCAUCACACCAUGGACAUCACCAACAGUUGGCUUCAAGUAUACCUCCUCACUUGCAGUCUGUAAGCAAAGGAGGUGUUCAUGAAGACUGCAAUGCAUCACGUCAGAGCUCACAGAUUUAUGACGAUGACCAGUCAAGCGGAUCAGGGAGUUCUUCAGGCCUGGCUGGUCAUUCUAAGCGAAGAGCUUAUAGAACAAGUCCUCUCAGAAGCAUUCGACCCAAAUUACGAGACCAUCGUGUGGGAGGUGGCAGCGCUUCCCCAACAUAUGCGGGGGGGUUUUCUGUGAACCAGCAUCCCAUGUCACCACAUUCUCAUUCUCAUCAAAUGUCAUCCAGCUCAAAAAUAUCUCCUAUGCCUCCUCUCUCUCCUAAGGCUGGGCCUUCAUCUUGCAAUGCUUCUAGCCACGACGAUGAGCACCAGAGCGGAUAUAACAGCGGCGACGAGUACCAGCCCAUGAACUGGAACCUCUCUUCUCAGGAGUGGACUGAGAAAGAACGCUGGUUUGAGAAAAAGAUGAAGAAGAAAGGGCUCAUGAUCAAGAAGAUGCAGGAGGACGGGGCGUGUCUCUUCAGUUCAAUAUUUUCUCAACAGGAAGCUAACAAAGACAUGUUCUCGCCAUUUGUAUCUGAAGACUACCAGACUUAUGUAACUCGCAAGCGCCAGCUCGACGUCUUUGGCAAUCACGUUGAAAUUGCUGCCAUGUCUGAGAUGUACAACCGCGUCAUCGAAGUCUAUUGUUACAGCACUGAGCCAAUCAACAUAUUCCAAAGCUCAGUGGGUUCGGACAACCCAUGCAUUCGUCUGAGCUACCACAGCGGCACACACUACAACAGCCUCAUUGACCCCCUGAACCCCUCGUGCGGGGUGGGACUUGGUCUGCCUAACCUUGUGCCUGGCCUGGCUGACAAAACUCUCAUGAAGGAAGCAACACGCCAGAGUGAAAACCUUCACCUUGAACAGGCGAUGUUGGAGGACAAGUUGCGUGCGACGGACUACGAGGCGACGGCGGACGCCAUCGAGGAGCAAGUGGCCAGCGAGAGCUACCUCGACUACCUGCGCGACCUCGACAAGCGCAACAAGGCUCAGCACGUCGGUGCGUCGUCGAGCUCGAGUGUGCCGUCAGACUCGCGGUCGUCGCCCGCCCCUCCAGCGGCUCGUUCGUCGCCGCUGUCGUUGCGUGGGUCGCCCACUCACCGUAGCAGUCCCACCGUUCCCCAGGGCUGCGCCCACCACUCACCUCACCACUCCUUCUCCAGCCACUCGCGCGACUCUAAGAGAAGAACCAACUCUGCUAGAGGUUCAUCCUCUCCCAAGUGCAAGAAAGGCAGCCGUAGUUCUGGUAAGAGUAAAGGCUUCAAGAGCGGCACUGAUGUGGACAACGCUGUGCCAGGCCCUUCGAAGGACCCUUCGUUCUCCCCGACCGGAGCCUCUUGCUCAAGAGGCUUCGACGAGACCAGAGUGCACAACGAAGGCGACUUCGCUGUCGACGAGCGCGCCUCUUUCCUCAAUCACGUGCCUCAUGAUAUUUUAGGUUUGAGUGACUAUUCCCACGGAGAGCUGGACGUCCUGGCUCAGGUGUUGGCCCAGAGUCAGGAGGAAUACCUCAACAGUCUCAAGAAGGAAGCUGACAACAAAAGGUCAUCAAACUCGCCUCCUCUUUCAUUUGAUUCUCAGGCAGAAAUGUCUCAUUCAUUCUGUCUCAGCUCGUUAAUGCGCUCCUCACCAUCGCCCUGAAUGUGUGUCUCAGCGUGUCUCCGUACUCGGUUCCCUGGGGCGUUGGGUCUCGGUCAUUGCAUGCCUCUAACCAUACGUGAAAAAUUACCUGUUUGACAACUCACACUUGAAAAAUUACCCGCUUGACAAUCCGGCAUAUUUGACGUCAUAUGAGGAUGGAACAUUUAUUUUAUUAUUUACUAUGUUUCUCAGCUUCGUCUCUACAUACAAUAUUUGAUUCGAAGUCACUUAAUUUCUAAAUUCAGAAUAAAACAGCGAUAAAAAAGCCUUAGUAUUUUUUUGUGUGACAAAAAUGCUGAAUCAAGGAAGUUAACUAACAUUUGUUAUCAACGAAUAUCCUUCAUUAUAAAUUAUCUGUUUGCAUUGUGCAAAGUAAUAAUUGACUCGUACAAAAAUUAGAUGGAUGUUCUUUACCAUUUAUGUAAGUUGACGCGGUUAAUAUCAAGGCUGAUUUGUAUUGCGUUCGCUAUAUUCACUACGCUUCCUUAAUGGUCAUUCAUAAAUAUAUAUUCAGACUAAUUUAAAAUAAAUUUGAAAAAUCUAUUGAUGUGUUCUCAAUGAGCGAACUAUUGCAUACAAUUUAACGGUAGAUUAUUUCCUAGGGUGGUAGGUUCACUUGCCGAUUUCGCAGUUUCAAAGCUAGGAAUUUCUUAGCGUUUUCCCAAUUGUGAAAGUUUAUAAUAUUUUCCUGAUGUGCUCCAAUUCACAGAAUUUGAGAAGCCAUGCGAGUAAUUUUUAAGACUCUGAUUGUAAUGAAUGAAUGCAAACUUUGGGUAUACAGUAGCUAGAAGAAUCGUUUGACGAAAUUCAGCACUAACAAACUAUACUUCUACAAUCCAGUACAUUAGAAUGAAUAACUUUUAUACUAAAGAUGAGAUGAAGUAGUUUCCCCUUACUUGGAAAAGUUAUUGCAUAUAGCGGGGAGGAUGGUGCAUGGUUUUGUGGUGAAAUUAAUGCAUCUUUGGAUUGAGGAAAUCUUAGUUGAAUUAAGAUUGAAAAUUGGCAAGAAAUUUCCUCAAGUUGUUCAUAUGUUCAUUAAACGGUGAUUCGCGCGCACGUUCAUUACUUAGUCCGUUCCCAGGAAAUAUAUUAAGGAUGCAGACGCGCACAUGCCUCUUGUAUUUACUUGUUCAGAACUUUUUUUCCUGAGUAACGGACGCGACGGGAAAUCUGUCCCGUUCAAUUUGUCUUAUUUACUCUUUGCGUAUUUAUAAGUUAAAGACACCACACUGACGAGGGAAGAAAUGGUGCUGUUUUGAAGUAGAAUUUGUAGUGCAAUCAAAAAUGUUUAGAUUCUUUGUACGGUGAUGGUUGUUCAUUGAGAUUUAUAUGUACUAUUUGCGCUGAGUCACAUGCAAAGUUUUCUUGCUAUUUGUUAAUUAUUGUAGAUUUUACAUGAAAACGUAUGAUUUAGUUCAAAAUUAGUCAUAUUGUCAAAGAACUCAUCAUUUCGAUGCGUAGAAGUUGGUCUGAUCAAAUGUUACAUUUGAAGUCACUUCGUUAAUGAGAGUUUGUCUUUGCUAAAUUCUUCUCGCGAGCUCCACGUACGAGUAUACGAUCGCAGAAUAAUGGAGCGCUAAAGACUUAGGUUUAGGUUCGUAUAAAUCCUAGUUGCUGCUUUCAUGUUGCAGGUGGGGUUUCUGUUCGGAAAUGUACUGCAACAUUCGCUUGUCUGGACAUUAAGGCUUUUUUUUCUUGAUUAUUUAUACUUAUCGGUUAUAGUAUUGUUCUCUUAUUAUGUAUUGUACUUUUCUUUCUGUUCCAAAUUUAUUUUGUUGGAAGAUCAAGUCUUGUGUAUUUUGAGUGUUACUUGUUGUAAGUUAUUUUAGGACCAUAUUUUAGUAUGAAGAUGAAACAUAAACAACGUAUCUUAUUCUAUCCCUAUUGGCAGAACUUAUCAUGAACAUAUUUAAUAUCUCAGACUAAGAUUUUGAUUGAUAUCAUAAAUAGGCUGACCUUUAU
Molecule: messenger RNA, 3951 nt
Organism: Hyalella azteca
Lineage: Eukaryota; Metazoa; Arthropoda; Malacostraca; Amphipoda; Hyalellidae
Gene: Duba
Product: OTU domain-containing protein 5-B
Exons: 9
Coding region: 175-1989 (604 amino acids)
Biological process (GO): protein deubiquitination
Molecular function (GO): cysteine-type deubiquitinase activity; K63-linked deubiquitinase activity
Source: RefSeq, a predicted model, not a curated record